This is a messenger RNA of Trachymyrmex septentrionalis, 1238 nucleotides long. It is a transcript of the gene Arf51F, whose product is annotated as ADP-ribosylation factor 6. Lineage: Eukaryota; Metazoa; Arthropoda; Insecta; Hymenoptera; Formicidae. Gene Ontology annotation, biological process: vesicle-mediated transport; intracellular protein transport. The transcript has 5 exons. Gene Ontology annotation, molecular function: GTPase activity; GTP binding. Gene Ontology annotation, cellular component: cytoplasm. The record is from RefSeq and is a predicted model, not a curated record. Bases 542 to 1069 code for a protein of 175 amino acids.
CUUUUGUACCUUUGUUACUCACUGAAUGCCAAGAAAGAUAAAAAUGAUGUUUAUGUCACCAAAAUGGAAAGCAGCCAAUGUAGUCAACGCGCGAGGUUUUAAAUCGAGCUGUCGUUUUUACUCAAAUACUUUUUUCGAUCUUAUACCAGUGGAAACAAACGAAGGGAAAUGCGAGGGAUACGAACGCGAGAUUAUCUGUUUUGAAUGCAGAAAGUGCAGCUAAAACGAGCAAAUAUCACGCACCGAGGAUUACAUCCUGUGUUAUGGUCGUGGUGGUGGUGGUGGUGGUGGCGGUAGCGGUAGCGGUAGCCGAUGAUGUUCGCGCACGCAGAUAGGUUAGGGGACGUGUUGGCCGCUGCCUCGUCCGUGUUUAUCCGCGUUGCCGAAGAAUCGAAGUCGCGUCUCGCCUACAGAUCAUCUCCAGUGCACGCGUCUCCAACCGCGAUGAGAGAUUCGUAGCGGAGGUUAGACGCCGAGGUAAUCGUCGAUCGAUUCCGCGCGAUCGAGAGCGGUGCCGGGUGCGUAGAACACAGCUGGCAAAAUGGGCAAAUUGUUGUCAAAGAUCUUUGGCAACAAGGAGAUGCGUAUCCUCAUGUUAGGACUGGAUGCAGCAGGAAAAACUACAAUAUUGUAUAAACUUAAACUAGGACAGUCUGUGACAACUAUACCAACUGUAGGAUUCAAUGUAGAAACAGUUACCUAUAAGAAUGUUAAAUUUAAUGUGUGGGAUGUAGGUGGUCAAGAUAAAAUACGUCCGUUAUGGCGUCAUUACUAUACAGGAACGCAAGGACUUAUUUUUGUAGUAGACUGUGCGGAUCGAGAUAGAAUCGACGAAGCCCGUCAAGAACUUCAUCGAAUCAUUAAUGAUAGGGAAAUGCGUGAUGCGAUAAUUUUAAUCUUUGCUAAUAAACAAGAUCUUCCGGAUGCAAUGAAACCGCACGAAAUACAAGAGAAACUGGGAUUAACUAGGAUACGAGAUAGAAAUUGGUACGUUCAGCCAUCUUGUGCCACAACGGGAGACGGGCUUUAUGAAGGCCUUACGUGGUUAACCAGUAAUCAUAAAUUAUGAGCAAAUAUUUAUUUUUCACAAAUUAGUUAUAUAUACAGAGAAUAUACGUUUGCUUUGUAUUUUUUAUUUUAAUUUAUCAUAUGGAGGCUCCAUCAAGACGAACAACAACUGACAAUGAUAUAUUUGACAACAUCUUUUUUACUAGUACAGUUAUCACAGAUGCAAAGGG